UCAGUGUUCCUGAUAUUACAAUGAACCAGGACAUGGAUGCUAGCUUUGAAGACAUGAUUGAAGGCUCAAACACCUCAUCCAUAGCUCAGGUGGUAGAGACGUCUGAAAACAGUGUUUUCUUCAGUGUUCCUGAUAUUACAAUGAACCAGGACAUAGAUGCUAGCUUUGAGGACCUGAAAAAAGGCCCUGACCCCUCAUCCAUGGCUCAGGUAGUGGACACAUCUAAAAACGUUUUCUUCAGUGUUCCUGAAAUUACAACGAACCAGGACAUGGAUGUUAGCUUUGAGGACAAGAUAGAAAGCUCAGACACCUCAUCCACGGCUCAGGUGGUAGAGACGUCUGAAAACAGUGUUUUCUGCAAUCUACUUGAAAUUACAAUGGACCAGGUCGUGGAUGCUAGCUCUGAGGACAAGAUUGAGUGCUCACACACCUCAUCCACGGCUCAGGUGGUAGAGACGCCUGAAAACUGUGUUUUCUUCAGUGUUCCUGAAAUUACAAUGAACCAGGAAGUGGAUGCUAGCUCUGAGGACAAGAUUGAGGGCUCAGACACCUCAUCCAUAGCUCAGGUGGUAGAGACGUCUGAAAACAGUGUUUUCUUCAGUGUUCCUGAAAUUACAACAAACCAGGACAUGGAUGUUAUCUUUGAGGACAAGAUAGAAAGCUCAGACACCUCAUCCACGGCUCAGGUGGUAGAGACGUCUGAAAACAGUGUUUUCUGCAAUCUACUUGAAAUUACAAUGGACCAGGUCGUGGAUGCUAGCUCUGAGGACAAGAUUGAGGGCUCAGACACCUCAUCCACGGCUCAGGUGGUAGAGACGUCUGAAAACAGUGUUUUCUGCAAUCUACUUGAAAUUACAAUGGACCAGGAAGUGGAUGCUAGCUUUGAGGACUUGAUAGAAAGCUCAGACAACUCAUCCACGGCUCAGGUGGUAGAGACGUCUGAAAACAGUGUUUUCUGCAAUCUACUUGAAAUUACAAUGGACCAGGUCGUGGAUGCUAGCUCUGAGGACAAGAUUGAGGGCUCAGAAACCUCAUCCACGGCUCAGGUGGUAGAGACGUCUGAAAACAGUGUUUUCUUCAAUCUACUUGAAAUUACAAUGAACCAGGAAGUGGAUGCUAGCUCUGAGGACAAGAUUGAAGGCUCAGACACCUCAUCCAUGGCUCAGGUGGUAGAGACGUCUGAAAACAGUGUUUUCUGCAAUCUACUUGAAAUUACAAUGAACCAGGAAAUGGAUGCUAGCUCUGAGAACAAGAUUGAGGGCUCAGACACCUCAUCCACGGCUCAGGUGGUAGAGACGUCUGAAAACAGUGUUUUCUGCAAUCUACUUGAAAUUACAAUGGACCAGGUCGUGGAUGCUAGCUCUGAGGACAAGAUUGAGGGCUCACACACCUCAUCCACGGCUCAGGUGGUAGAGACGUCUGAAAACAGUGUUUUCUUCCAUCUACUUGAAAUUACAAUGAACCAGGAAGUGGAUGCUAGCUUUGAGGACAUGAUUGAGGGCUCAGACACCUCAUCCACGGCUCAGGUGGUAGAGACGUCUGAAAACAGUGUUUUCUGCAAUCUACUUGAAAUUACAAUGAACCAGGAAGUGGAUGCUAGCUCUGAGGACAAGAUUGAGGGCUCAGACACCUCAUCCACGGCUCAGGUGGUAGAGACGCCUGAAAACUGUGUUUUCUUCAGUGUUCCUGAAAUUACAAUGAACCAGGAAGUGGAUGCUAGCUCUGAGGACAAGAUUGAGGGCUCAGACACCUCAUCCAUAGCUCAGGUGGUAGAGACGUCUGAAAACAGUGUUUUCUUCAGUGUUCCUGAAAUUACAACAAACCAGGACAUGGAUGUUAUCUUUGAGGACAAGAUAGAAAGCUCAGACACCUCAUCCACGGCUCAGGUGGUAGAGACGUCUGAAAACAGUGUUUUCUGCAAUCUACUUGAAAUUACAAUGGACCAGGACGUGGAUGCUAGCUUUGAGGACUUGAUAGAAAGCUCAGACAACUCAUCCACGGCUCAGGUGGUAGAGACGUCUGAAAACAGUGUUUUCUGCAAUCUACUUGAAAUUACAAUGGACCAGGUCGUGGAUGCUAGCUCUGAGGACAAGAUUGAGGGCUCAGACACCUCAUCCACGGCUCAGGUGGUAGAGACGUCUGAAAACAGUGUUUUCUUCAAUCUACUUGAAAUUACAAUGAACCAGGAAGUGGAUGCUAGCUUUGAGGACAAGAUUGAGGGCUCAGACACCUCAUCCACGGCUCAGGUGGUAGAGACGUCUGAAAACAGUGUUUUCUUCAGUGUUCCUGAAAUUACAACGAACCAGGACAUGGAUGUUAGCUUUGAGGACAAGAUAGAAAGCUCAGACACCUCAUCCACGGCUCAGGUGGUAGAGACGUCUGAAAACAGUGUUUUCUGCAAUCUACUUGAAAUUACAAUGGACCAGGAAGUGGAUGCUAGCUUUGAGGACUUGAUAGAAAGCUCAGACACCUCAUCCACGGCUCAGGUGGUAGAGACGUCUGAAAACAGUGUUUUCUGCAAUCUACUUGAAAUUACAAUGGACCAGGAAGUGGAUGCUAGCUUUGAGGACUUGAUAGAAAGCUCAGACAACUCAUCCACGGCUCAGGUGGUAGAGACGUCUGAAAACAGUGUUUUCUGCAAUCUACUUGAAAUUACAAUGGACCAGGUCGUGGAUGCUAGCUCUGAGGACAAGAUUGAGGGCUCAGACACCUCAUCCACGGCUCAGGUGGUAGAGACGUCUGAAAACAGUGUUUUCUUCAAUCUACUUGAAAUUACAAUGAACCAGGACGUGGAUGCUAGCUUUGAGGACAAGAUUGAGGGCUCAGACACCUCAUCCACGGCUCAGGUGGUAGAGACGUCUGAAAACAGUGUUUUCUGCAAUCUACUUGAAAUUACAAUGAACCAGGAAGUGGAUGCUAGCUCUGAGGACAAGAUUGAGGGUUCAGACACCUCAUCCACGGCUCAGGUGGUAGAGACGUCUGAAAACAGUGUUUUCUGCAAUCUACUUGAAAUUACAAUGGACCAGGAAGUGGAUGCUAGCUUUGAGGACAAGAUUGAGUGCUCAGACACCUCAUCCACGGCUCAGGUGGUAGAGACGUCUGAAAACAGUGUUUUCUGCAAUCUACUUGAAAUUACAAUGGACCAGGUAGUGGAUGCUAACUCUGAGGACAAGAUAGAAAGCUCAGAGACCUCAUCCACGGCUCAGGUGGUAGAGACGUUUGAAAACAGUGUUUUCUUCAGUGUUCCUGAAAUUACAAUGAACCAGGAAGUGGAUGCUAGCUCUGAGGACAAGAUUGAGGGCUCAGACACCUCAUCCAUAGCUCAGGUGGUAGAGACGUCUGAAAACAGUGUUUUCUUCAGUGUUCCUGAAAUUACAACGAACCAGGACAUGGAUGUUAGCUUUGAGGACAAGAUAGAAAGCUCAGACACCUCAUCCACGGCUCAGGUGGUAGAGACGUCUGAAAACAGUGUUUUCUUCAGUGUUCCUGAAAUUACAAUGAACCAGGAAGUGGAUGCUAGCUCUGAGGACUUGAUAGAAAGCUCAGACAACUCAUCCACGGCUCAGGUGGUAGAGACGUCUGAAAACAGUGUUUUCUGCAAUCUACUUGAAAUUACAAUGGACCAGGAAGUGGAUGCUAGCUCUGAGGACAAGAUUGAAGGCUCAGACACCUCAUCCACAGCUCAGUUGGUAGAGACGUUUGAAAACAGUGUUUUCUUCAGUGUUCCUGAAAUUACAAUGAACCAGGAAGUGGAUGCUAGCUCUGAGGAUGUGAAAAAAGGCUCUGACCCCUCAUCUAUGGCUCAGGUAGUGGACACAUCUAAAAACUGUGUUUUCUUCAGUGUUCCUGAAAUUACAAUGAACCAGGAAGUGGAUGCUAGCUUUGAGGACAAGAUUGAGGGCUCAGACACCUCAUCCACGGCUCAGUUGGUAGAGACGUCUGAAAACAGUGUUUUCUUCAAUCUACUUGAAAUUACAAUGGACCAGGUCGUGGAUGCUAGCUCUGAGGACAAGAUUGAGGGCUCACACACCUCAUCCACGGCUCAGGUGUUAGAGACGUCUGAAAGCAGUGUUUUCUUCAAUCUACUUGAAAUUACAAUGGACCAGGACGUGGAUGCUAGCUUUGAGGACAAGAUAGAAAGCUCAGACACCUCAUCCACGGCUCAGGUGGUAGAGACGCCUGAAAACAGUGUUUUCUGCAAUCUACUUGAAAUUACAAUGGACCAGGAAGUGGAUGCUAGCUCUGAGGACAAGAUUGAGGGCUCAGACACCUCAUCCACGGCUCAGGUGGUAGAGACGUCUGAAAACAGUGUUUUCUUCAAUCUUCUUGAAAUUACAAUGGACCAGGAAGUGGAUGCUAUCUUUGAGGACAAGAUUGAGGGCUCAGACACCUCAUCCACGGCUCAGGUGGUAGAGAUGCCUGAAAACAGUGUUUUCUGCAAUCUACUUGAAAUUACAAUGGACCAGGUCGUGGAUGCUAGCUCUGAGGACAAGAUUGAGGGCUCAGACACCUCAUCCACGGCUCAGGUGUUAGAGACGCCUGAAAACAGUGUUUUCUUCAGUGUUCCAGAAAUUAUAAUGAACCAGGAUAUGGAUGCUAGCUCUGAGGAUGUGAAAAAAGGCUCUGACCCCUCAUCUGUGGCUCAGGUGGUGGACACAUCUAAAAACAUUGUUUUUUCAGAAACCUCUGUUAAUGUUCAGAUGGAGGAGAAGUCAGAGAGACGUACUUUCUUCAUUGAAGUAAAAAUUAACAAGGAUGUGGAAGCUCGCUCUGAGGAAAAGAAAGGUGACUCCGGAUCCAUAACUAACUCUUUUACAAUCCAGAUACCAGAAAACUGUGCUUUUGACAAACUAAAUAUUACUGAAAACAUAAAUAUUGUUGCUGACAAACUAACUCAAUCUGUAUCCAUAUCAAACUCUUUCAAAGUGAAGAUAUGUGAAAACGAUUUUGACAUCAGCAUUCCUGAUGUCAAACUUAACUUGAAUGUGGAAGCUAAGUCAGAGGAUGAGAAAAACAGCUGUGAAACAGCAAAUGUUUUGACAGUGAAGGCAUCAGAAAAGGUUGGUGUUUCUGUCAGAGCAGAUCCUGCAAGUGAGGGAGUCAGUCAAAAAGGUGGACAAAGCAGCAUUGAAAAACCAGAACAUUUGUUGAACUUGACUGUAAAACCGUCAGCGACGCUUCCUAAAGCAAACUCUUUGGUUGAUGAUGUUAGCACUAACGAUAAACAAAGCAACUCCGGUUUUACUCUUGAUGGGAUUGUUUGUACUGGAUCUGAAGAACAUGUUCAGGAAGUUGGAGCCAACGACAGUACAUUAAUGAAGGUUGAAACUGGCAGAAAGACAAAGAAUACGAUGAAAAGCACUGAGGUGUCUAAUCACAAUAGCAUGAAAGAAGAAGACGACCCCACAAAUUGCGGGAUUGAUGCAUGUGCCACGAUAUUAAUUUUUUUCUUGUUUUUGAUUUUAGUUGAUUUUAUUAAACAUUGUUAUUUUUGUCCAGGCUGUACCCGACCUCGCCCCCAUUGACAGCUGGAGAUAGGCACCAGCACCCCUUGAAUCAGAGUUAAGUCUUAACUUCUGCGUCAGACACUGGAGGUUAGGUAGUUCAUAAUUUGUUUCAGGUUUGAUCAAAAAAUGUUUUCUUGCCUCACUGCAAGAAGGUCCCGCGUUUGAGUCCUGCCCUCUAUUUGGAGCUUGCAUGUUCUCCCCAUGGGUGUGUAGGUUUUCUCCGGGGGCUCUGGUUUCACCUACUACUAAAGACAUGCUGGUCAGGUCGGCCAUUAGUGGCAGCGCGCUCAGUCGCUGCAACUCAGGCUAACCCUCCAUCUGAUCUACGAAAUUCCGUUGUAUGUAGCUUGUAUGUAAUGACAAAAAAAAAAGCAUCCCAGCUUAUCUUGUGUUUAUCGCCAUGCUUUGUUUAAUUUCUCGAUCGUAGUAAGAUCUUAACUCCACAUAUUGGAAAAGGUUUCUCUAGAUUAAACAGUUUCUGGGGGUCUGGAAACUUUUUAAGUGGUUAUUCUUUACUAACUGGACGUAGUUUGUGAUACAUUUUGUUAUCCAAGACAUGAAUCUUGUAUCUAUACCAUUUUGGAUAAACCUUUGGUCAUAUG
This is a messenger RNA of Fundulus heteroclitus (mummichog), 6109 nucleotides long. RefSeq lists its product as uncharacterized. The transcript has 2 exons. NCBI's taxonomy places the organism in Eukaryota, Metazoa, Chordata, Actinopteri, Cyprinodontiformes, Fundulidae. Bases 21 to 5525 code for a protein of 1834 amino acids. The record is from RefSeq and is a predicted model, not a curated record.